AGGAUGAUCCCUUCAUACCCUCUGAUCUCUUCCAGGGAUGAACCACAGGGCGUCUCCGAGCCCGGACAGCCCGCGGGCCAGGAGCCGGGACAACCUGCUGAUGUACGAUGACUUCCCAGAGGAGAACAGUUGCCCUGGACGAUGGCUCGGCCACGGCGGCUCUGAGAGACAACUGCUGGCUCGCCUCAGCGCCGUGAAGCGACGCCAGGCCCUGCGAGGCCCCGGCCACAUGUUCACCGCCCCGUCCGUCAGCCCCUCGGAGGUUGAGCAGCGCUUCCUGGAGGCAGCUGAGUAUGGCAACAUACCCGAGGUGCGCCGCAUGCUGCUGCACGUGCCGCACCUGAACGUCAACACGGUGAACUACAUGGGACAGAACGCGCUGCAGUUGGCCGUGGCCAACGAGCACCUGGAGGUCACUGAGCUGCUGCUGGGGAGGCCAGACUUGGCCAGAGUGGGCGAUGCCCUGCUGCUGGCCAUCAGUAAAGGCUACGUUCGCAUUACAGAAGCCCUGCUAGCCCACCCAUCAUUUCGAGAUGCCCAUCGUCUUACAGCGAGUCCUGCUCAAGUGGACAUACUAGACGACUUCUACGCUUACGACGAGGACGGGACGAGGUUCUCCCACGAUGUCACUCCGGUGAUCCUGGCGGCACACUGCCAGGAGUACGAGAUCGUCCACACCUUGCUGAGUAAAGGGGCUCGCAUCGACCCUCCCCACGACUACUUCUGCAGCUGCAACUCCUGCAACUACCAGCAACAGUUUGACUCCUUCAGCCACUCACGCUCUCGCAUCAACGCCUACCGGGGACUGGCCAGUCCGGCGUACCUCUCCCUGUCCAGUGAGGACCCAGUGCUGGCUGCCCUGGAGCUCAGCAACGAACUGGCCAUGCUGGCCAACAUCGAGAAGGAGUUCAAGAACGACUAUUGCUGUCUGUCAAGCCAGUGUAAGGACUUUGUGGUGGGCCUCCUGGACCUGUGUCGCAGCACGGAAGAGGUGGAGGCCAUACUGAAUGGAGAAGCCGACUGCGGCGACAGCUACGAUCCGCCAGGUCGCCCUUCCCUCGCACGCCUCAAGUUAGCCAUCAAGUAUGAACUGAAGAAGUUUGUGGCCCAUCCCAACUGCCAGCAGCAGCUGCUGAGUAUCUGGUAUGAGAACCUACCUGGUUUGAGGCAACAAACCACCGGCAUCAAACUUCUGGUGGUCUUGGCGGUAGCUAUGGGGCUACCAGGGUUGGCUUUGGCUUACUGGAUUGCUCCGUGCAGCAGAGUGGGUCGAGUGAUGCGAAGCCCCUUCAUGAAGUUUGUGGCCCACGCCUCGUCUUUCACAAUCUUCCUGGGUCUGCUGAUCUUGAAUGCCGCAGACCGCUUUGCAGGAACCACUUUACUGCCCAACAUGACCCACCAUCAGGUUCCAGGAGGACUCAGCACAGACCCACUGCUGCUCUACCGAAUGACUACAACCCCCUUCACCUGGAUGGAAAUCCUCAUUAUCUCGUGGGUCGUGGGUAUGAUCUGGGCGGAAGUGAAGGAGAUCUGGAGUCUUGGACCAGGGGAAUACAUUGUGGAGCCGUGGAACUUUCUGGACUUUGGAAUGCUGGCCAUCUUCCUGGCGUCCUUCAGCUGCCGCUUCUCUGCCCUGAGACACGCAAACUCUGCUCAGACUUAUGUACACACUCACUACACAAACCUGGCAAAUGUCACGCUGCCCCCGGAGAUACUCUACUUUACACUGGCCCGCGUCCACUGGCUGCCGUCGGACCCCCAGCUGGUCUCUGAGGGUUUGUACGCUGUGGCGGUGGUGCUGAGCUUCUCUCGCAUCGCUUACAUCCUCCCGGCCAAUGAGAGCUUUGGUCCGCUGCAGAUCUCCUUGGGGAGGACAGUGAAGGACAUCUUCAAGUUCAUGGUCAUCUUCCUGCUGGUCUUCUUGGCCUUCAUGAUCGGCAUGUUCAACCUGUACUCCUACUACCUGGGCGUCAAGCAGAACGAUGCCUUCACCACGCUGGAGGAGAGCUUCAAGACUUUGUUCUGGGCCAUAUUUGGGCUAUCCGAAGUCAGGUCUGUGGUCAUAAACAACAGACACAAGUUCAUCGAGAACAUCGGCUAUGUGCUGUAUGGCGUUUACAACGUUACCAUGGUUAUCGUGCUGCUCAACAUGCUGAUCGCCAUGAUCAACAGCUCCUUCCAGGAGAUUGAGGACGAUGCUGAUGUUGAGUGGAAGUUUGCUCGGGCUAAACUCUGGUUUUCCUACUUUGAGGAGGGUAGAACGCUACCGGUGCCCUUCAACCUGGUCCCCAGCCCAAAGUCCAUGCUGGGUCUGUCCAAAGGUAUCAAGUCUCUGGCCCUGCACUAUGUGAGGAGACAAAGGGAAGACAAAGAUGAGACACAGCUUGACAAGAUUGGAGAAAGAAAAAGUUCAACAUACAGCAGCUCCACUCACCCUUCCAGAUAUCAGAAGAUCAUGAAGCGUCUGAUCAAGCGUUAUAUCAUCAAAGCUCGAGCAGACAGAGAGAGUGACGAGAUCACAGAAGGUGAGUUGAAGGAAAUCAAGCAGGACAUCUCUAGCCUGCGCUACGAGCUGCUGGAAGAGAAGUCUCAGAACAUGGAGACCCUGGAUGAACUGCUGAAAAGACUUGGCGACAUCACCACCCCCUCUUGAUCAUUUGUUUACUACUGUAUACGUCUCACCGCUUGGUGUGGCCAUUAUAAAGAUUUGGACAAACAACAGAGUGGAUGUACGUCAUCACUGGUUGACAAACACUCCUGAUCAAAAUUUGAAGACCAGCAAGAAUUUGCAUUUUGUACCGUUGAAUCUUAAAGGAAAACUGCACUUUUAAGAAUAAGAAUUUCUGGGGGUCUACCACUUGACUUUUUUGUUCCCUAACCCUCAGCAUCUUUGAAGAAGUUUCAAAUGACUGUCUUACUGCAUGACAAAGUAUCUCCAAACUUUUGACUCUGUGUAUAAGGAUAUGGCUAAGAGUGGGAGUAAUAACAAUCAUGACAUUACUGGAGAAAAAAUUAAUAAAAAAAAAAUAAAAUGAAAAAAUUGCACAAUCCAAUAAACUAUUAGAAUAAUACCCACAGUAGAUCAGUGGUCACCGACCAUUUUGAGCCCAAGAUCCCUGGCCUUAGCCAUGAAACAAGGCAAAGAACUACACCCCCCACCCCCUGGGUGAUAUUUCUUUGAAUAUUUUCAUUAUUUUAUAAGAAGUUAUAUUGUACAUAUUUAGGGGGUUGGGGUUUUUUUUGUUUAAUUUUGUUUCUGCAGUGUGCCUUGGGCCAAAGACAAAUGGGC
This is a messenger RNA of Dunckerocampus dactyliophorus (ringed pipefish), 3289 nucleotides long. RefSeq names its product transient receptor potential cation channel, subfamily C, member 6a (gene trpc6a). Bases 38 to 2653 code for a protein of 871 amino acids. Lineage: Eukaryota; Metazoa; Chordata; Actinopteri; Syngnathiformes; Syngnathidae. Gene Ontology annotation, biological process: manganese ion transport; calcium ion transmembrane transport; regulation of cytosolic calcium ion concentration. Gene Ontology annotation, cellular component: membrane; cation channel complex. The record is from RefSeq and is a predicted model, not a curated record. Gene Ontology annotation, molecular function: inositol 1,4,5 trisphosphate binding; store-operated calcium channel activity; protein binding. The transcript is spliced from 14 exons.